UAAGUACAGGAAGAAAGAAAAGCAAAAAUGCAGAAUGCACAGUUCCCCUCUUCUAAACUGCUCGCCAAGUUCUUUCGCAACACAAUGCCCUCUCUCUCCCUCCCUCCCUCGCUUCUAUCUUCAUAAAUCGAUAUUUCACGGCGGAGAUGUCGUUCUUAUCGUCCUCACAAGCUGAGAGUGUUCUACCUCCUCUUCAACAGAACCGGGUGGUGCUCGGGUGCGGCUCUUUGUCUGUUGAUUACCUGGCGACGGUGGUGGCGUUUCCUAAACCAGAUGAUAAGAUCCGGAGCACUAGUCUGAAAGUAGAAAGUGGUGGCAAUACAGGGAAUGCCCUAACUUGUGCUGCUCGAUUGGGUUUUAAAUCCUGGUUGAUUUCUAAGGGCUCAAGCCAUGAUUCUUCCUUCCUCACAAUUCAUGUAGAAAGGAACCCAUCUCCGUCGCGCCUAUCAGAGCUUCGAACUAAAUCAUGGCCAAAAUGGGGCUGCCCUCCAGGAAAAUACUAUCUGAAGUUUGAUGCAGAAGAAAUAUGCUACUUUCUUAAGGGGAAAGUCAGAGCACACAUAAAGGGAUUAUCAGAGAUUGUAGAGUUUGGAGCUGGAGAUCUUGUUGUUAUUCCUAAGGGACUCAGUUGCACCUGGGAAGUCUUUGUGGCAGUUGAUAAAUACUAUAAGUUUCAGUGAUCUUCUACUGAUGUAAGUAUGUUUCUGAGGUUUUAGAGUUGAGUUAAUAUUGUAAUAUUUUUUCAACUACAUCAAAGUUACAGAACUUCAUGAUGAAGCUGGAGACAUUGUCGUCAUCCAUUAAUUUUCUUAUUUCAUGAAAACAAGAUAAUAAGUUGUGGGUCCUCAAGAUUGGGAGUUUGCUUUUGCUU
Dendrobium catenatum is the source of this 871-nucleotide messenger RNA. RefSeq lists its product as uncharacterized. Bases 147 to 680 code for a protein of 177 amino acids. The transcript is spliced from 5 exons. The record is from RefSeq and is a predicted model, not a curated record. Lineage: Eukaryota; Viridiplantae; Streptophyta; Magnoliopsida; Asparagales; Orchidaceae.